GGCCGCAUACGUCGGCCUGGUGGAGGGGCGCACACGAGUGGACACCGUCCAGGAAAACUGAAAGGAAACCUGGAUUUUAACGGGCAGAGAAUCAUAACAUGAGAUCUAUAUGUGCGAGUCUGAGCUCCAAUCCAGGCGUCGUUAAGCUAAACGGGAGAGAUUUGUGCAAGAGGUCGACUGCAGCCGAUUUGUACUUAUCUGCGUGAACCAACACGAACGCUAAUUUGCGGCAGCAAUAGUCUAUACCAAGCGUGGUUGUAACUUUGUUUUAAACUUCGUAAUUAGUCGCCUUUAUUGGCCACGUCGAGGUGGCGUAGGUGAGAUCACUAGAGCUGAUAGGUACCGCACAAUUAUUAAUGAAUAGCUGGCAACUAUCCGAGCUCUUUAGUGUUUUCAAGUCGGUGUAAAGGGAUACAGCUGGAAAGAAGAAAUUACAAAGAGGGCUAUUUGGAAGUGCUUCUGAUUUGGACUUUUGUGCUGGUCCUCUCUGACAACAGAAUCCGCAACAGAUUUUAUUAUUUUUUUAUUUUUUUGCAAGUCUGUGCGUGACACCAAGGACUUUGGCGAGAGUGCUGCCAGGACUUUGCCUAAUUGGGCCAUUUCGGAGCACUCCCACGGGAUUUUUGUAGCACUCGUUAACAAGAACUGGAGAAGGUGGCGGAGAACGUGUAGCUUACAUGCAGUAAGGGGAACCGUUAAAAUAUAGGCAACAGAUAUGACUGGAUUACUCGGAGCACAGUCUGUUUACAUUAUGGCACCCCGUAUCUGAAGAAGGAGAAUGACGGCACGCGAGGGCUUGUAGUUUAGGAAUUUUGAUGCUCCAGUUUCACCGAUUACUUAUUUUUCCCCAAAAAACGUUUUGUGUUCAAAGGGAGAGCGUAUACCGCGACGAAGAAACGGAGCGCAAAGAAAUAAGUCCAGAGGCUUUAACAGUUUGUCCGGCGCUGUAUCGACUGUGUCACCCCGCGCUUGUUGUUGUCCAGCACAGCGGACUGGCAAGCUUGCCCACUCAGCAAGGUAGCAGCUCGUGGAGAAGAUGGCACCCUCGUGGAAGCGCUGGACUCGGUUAUUCUUGACCCUGGUCCCGGUCAUUGUGAUCCUUUUUGUGGGCAGCUUUGGGACGCACGCCGCAGAAGAAGACUCUUUCAACGCAGAGUCAUGGCUGCGGAUGUACGGAUACCUCCCCCAGGCCAGCCGGCAGAUGUCCACCAUGCGCUCGGCCAAGAUCCUGUCCAACGCCGUCGCCGACAUGCAGCGCUUCUACGGGCUGACCGUCACCGGGACGAUGGACUCAGGGACCCUCCAGGCAAUGAAAAGGCCUCGAUGCGGGGUGCCGGACAAAUUUGGCGGUCAGAUCAAAACCAACGUGCGGCGGAAACGUUACGCGCUUACCGGGCACAAGUGGAACAAGGACCUGCUGACGUUCAGCAUCCAGAACUACACGCCGAAGGUGGGGGAGCACAACUCGAUCGAGGCCAUCCGCAAGGCCUUCAAGGUGUGGGAGAGCGUGACGCCGCUGCACUUCGAGGAGAUCCCCUACCACGAGAUCAAGUACGGCCGCCGCAAGGACCCCGACAUCAUGAUCUUCUUCGCCUCGCGUUUCCACGGCGACAGCACGCCGUUCGACGGUCCCGGCGGCUUCCUGGCCCACGCGUACUUCCCUGGGCCCGGCAUGGGUGGGGACACUCACUUCGACUCGGACGAGCCCUGGACGCUAGGCAACCACGACCCAAUGGGUAACGACCUGUUCCUGGUAGCGAUCCACGAGCUGGGCCACGCCCUGGGCCUGGAGCACUCCAAUAACGCCUUGGCCAUCAUGGCACCCUUCUACCAGUACAUGGACACGGAGAACUUCCAGCUGCCAGAGGACGACGUCCGCGGGAUUCAGCAGAUCUACGGACCCCCAGAUGGCACCCCCACCCGCUCCCUGCCCACCGUCACCCCCCGUCGCCCCGCCCAGCCCGAUCCCAGACCCCCAAACAACCCUCCCAAACCCCCCAGCAACCCCCCAAAACCGCCCAGCAACCCCCCCAAACCACCCAGCAACCCCCCCAAACCACCCAGCAACCCCCCGGGCCCCCCGAAAACCCCCCCUCACACCCCUCCUCGCAGGCCGGACCGCCCCCGCACCACUGACCGCCCAGACCACUACGGCCCCAACAUCUGCGAGGGGAACUUCGACACGGUUACCAUGCUGCGGGGGGAGAUGUUCGUCUUCAAGGGUCGCUGGUUCUGGAGGGUCCGGCGAAACCGGGUUCUGGACAACUACCCCAUGCCCAUCGGCCAUUUCUGGAGGGGACUUCCCGGAGACAUAGAUGCGGCCUACGAGCGGCAUGACGGCAGAUUCGUCUUCUUCAAAGGGAGUAAAUACUGGGUGUUCAGAGAGGCAAACCUGGAGCAUGGCUACCCUCAGGAGCUGACCGAGUAUGGCCACGGCAUCCCGUACGACAAGAUAGAGACGGCCAUCUGGUGGGAGCCCUCCGGCUUCACCUACUUCUUCAGAGAAGACCGGUACUGGCGGUUCAAUGAGCAGACCCGCGCCGUGGACAGGGACUACCCCAAACCCAUCAGUGUGUGGGGCUCCAUCCCCCCCUCUCCCAAAGGGGCCUUCCUCAGCGAUGACGCAGCCUAUACCUACUUCUACAAAGGAACUAAGUACUGGAAGUUUGACAACCACCAGAUGAAGGGCGAGCCGGGGUACCCCAAGUCCAUCCUGCGGGACUUCAUGGGCUGCAGCGUGGACCUGGACCCGGAUGAGGACGUGGACGCGGGGCCUAAGGUGCCCGACGUCAACCAGCCCGACGUCAGGCAGCCCGACGUCAACCAGCCCUUCAACCCCGACGCCGGCCAGGUCCCGGACCGCAGGCCCGACGGUGGCGAAGGGGGCGGUGCCGGUGACGACCUGGACUACAAGGGCGAGGACGACGGGAAGGACGUGGUGCUGAAGGUGGACAACAAUGACAUCAUCCUGGUGACGGUGCCUCUGGUCCUGGUGCUGUGCAUCCUGGGAUUGAUAUACGCCAUCAUCAGCAUGCUGCAGCGCAAAGGGGCACCCAGACUGCUCGUGCACUGCAAGCGCUCCCUGCAGGACUGGGUUUGACCUCUCACCUUUGACCCCCCCCCCCCCACGGUGCUCAACCCAAUCCGUCGACUGUAGUCUAUUUAUAUCAGGAACUUUGCACAUUGUUUUUUUUGUUUUGGUUCUUUUUUGUAUUGUGUGUGAGGAGGGUUUUUUUGUUGUUGUUUUUUUUUCAACCUGGAAAUAGUGUCUCCAGCUUCUCGCUCCGCCUUAGUCUGAAGAAUUUCCUCAGAUUCAGAGAUUCAGAGCUGCCACCUGGUACGCCAGUCUUGGGCUGAAUAAAAAUGUCAAAGAAUAAAUAUAAUGAAAUGCCUGGAGCAGAAAUAUAGGUAGGAUAUACUAAGAAUUUCUUCUUUUUUUUGAUGUGGGAAGAAAAAAAAAAAAUCACCGGGAGACAGUGGACAAACAGACUAACGAAUCAAGACGUUUGACCAUGAGUGACAGCGUGUCUCAAGAUGAUUCACGGUUGUCACGGUAAGUCACCCGGUCCUCUCUAAUACACCUGUAGAGCUUGUAUGUACAGUGCCUAGAAUUGAAACAGCCGGUAGUGCAGCUGUUUUUCACCGCCCUCCUCUCCCCCUCCCCCUCCCCCUCCCCGAGGUAAAAGGGACGGUUUGGGAGCAGCUUGAGGGCCGAACCUUCGGUCCGGGGGGCCAAAUGAACGGAAAGGGCUCUUUUAAGCCUUAGCCCUGACACCCAUCAGCUGGGACGGCUCAGGUCCCGUUUGCAGCAGAGGGUGGUAUUUUUUAAUGCCCUUCUGAGAACUGUGGGAUAAUCCCCCUCAACUUAAAAACAGCGGGUGUGUAAAAACGCUCUCCUCCCCACACACCCAGACCAGCCUUAUUUUUCUUUUAGGGGUGGGAGGAGGGGGGCGAAGGGAAGUUGUGGAAAACCACGCACAGAGGAGGGGAGAAGAGAGAAACCUUAUCUGUUCUCUGUGGGAAGGCUUACCGUCCAUUAUUACAGGGCCCUGGUCUGGCUUGAA
This is a messenger RNA of Conger conger (European conger), 4064 nucleotides long. RefSeq names its product matrix metallopeptidase 15a (gene mmp15a). The record is from RefSeq and is a predicted model, not a curated record. The transcript has 10 exons. Lineage: Eukaryota; Metazoa; Chordata; Actinopteri; Anguilliformes; Congridae. The coding region runs from base 1037 to 3100 and encodes 687 amino acids. Gene Ontology annotation, cellular component: extracellular matrix. Gene Ontology annotation, molecular function: metalloendopeptidase activity; zinc ion binding. Gene Ontology annotation, biological process: collagen catabolic process; proteolysis; extracellular matrix organization.